AUGAAAGAGGAAAUUGAGUGCGAAAUUGGCUCCUCACUGCCAAUUUGUUCUGUUGAUGAUGUUGCUGCAGUAGGUGAUGGAAGAUUUGAAGAGGCCGGUGCUGGUUGUAGUAGUAGCAGAGCUAGGAUGGAUAUGAAUUUAAAAUUGUCAUCAUUAGAAAAAUCAUCUUUAUCAGCACCUUCAUCGUCAAGGCAGUUAUCCACUUCUUUUGUUGGAAAUAAUAAUAGUAGUACUAAUAUGAUGGUUGUUCAACAACAACAACAACAACAACAGCCGAGGAAUAAUUUUGACGGCAAUGGUUUAAAGCAAGAAAAACCAUCAACACAAUUAGUGGAAUCGAAACCGAGAACGGACUAUCCAGAUUAUCAUCAAGACAAGAAUGGAAAGAAAUAUGUAAAUAAUCAAGAAGAAGAAAUUCAAAAGAAGAGUAGACUGCGGAAAUUAUAUAUUAAAUACUUUAGGAAUGUUUUUUUGGCUGAUGAAGACGAUCAAUUGAAAUAUCAAAUGAAAAUACGAGCAGCAGAGGAGCAAUACAAGAUACUAAUACUUUUAGGACUUAGUUUGAAUUUAAUCACGUCAAUAUUCUAUAUUGAAUGGAAUUUUAUUAGACAAGUCAACUUUUUCUCAUUGUGCUUCCUUGACACCUUUUUGGAUAUUGUGGUGCAGUUAUUACUAAUAUUUUGUGGAGCUGCAAAGGAUUUGCCAACACUGGAAUUGGCUCACGUUUUUAAGAAUUUAAUUUUGGGCUCAGUGAGAGCUGUUAAUCAAAUCUAUUCAGGGUUCUACUCACCCAUAUGGAUAAUGAAUGGCUUUGCAUUGCUUAUAUUUUCUCAUGUGGCGUUUUUCAGAAAUUCACUCUCUCUUAUAUCCUGUCUGACCCUCAUUUUCAGUUCCAUGUUUGGGCAGUAUGUAUCUUUCCAAGUAAUGUUUUCAGAAGUGGAGAGGGGAGGAAGAUUCAUCACACUCACUCAUCUUGAGAAGCAAACACCACACAUGCAUAUGGUCUUGAAUUCAUCUAUUUAUUUACAAACUAUUCUACAAAAUACCAUUAUACAGGUGUUCAUUCUUGCAUUGGGAAUCAUGUUCUCGAGAGAUGUUGAAGAGCAGUACAGUAGAAGUAUCCGAUUUGAAUAUCAAAUCAAAACUGAAAGGUUUUUAAAUGCAUCAAAAACCAAGUUUAUUGGAAACUUGUCUCAUGAGAUGAGGAAUCCAUUACAUGGAAUGAUUGGAAUUAUUGAAAUUUUGAAAAUAGAAAUUAAAAAGAUUAUUGACACACUGAGCCAAACGGAUUUUAACAAACAUGAAACAAGAGAACCAGUAAUUAAGGAGGUAAUCUCUGCUAGUGAAUCGAACAUUGACCUCAUCGAUGAUAUACACAGUAAUGCAAGAAUGCUCUUGAAUAUAUUUUCCAAUUCGCUUCAAAUAAGUAGUCUCGAGUUGGGUCAAUUGAAAUUGAAUUAUAGCCACUUCAACAUUCUGGAAAUGAGCGAUUCCAUCAUUUCAGUGUUUUCAACCAUUGCAAGAGACAAGGGUCUUGUACUUCAGUCAUUCUUUGAUGUUGAAAAUGUUCCAAUCGUACUCAAAGCAGACUCGGUAAGACUCUCUCAAAUUUUAAUCAAUAUUGUAUCCAAUAGUGUCAAGUAUACAAGGAAUGGAAAGGUUAUCUUCACUUGUGGAACAGUUGACAGAUCAGAUGCAGACUUUCCAUUCAAAGAAGAGAGGAUUUCUCUCGAUAUUGGAGAAUCUGAGCCUAUUGAAGAGGAUAAUAUUUGCUUUUUAAAAAUUGAGUGUAAAGAUACAGGAAUUGGAAUUGCUCCUGAUCAGUUGGAAAAGUUAUUUGAACCUUUUCAUAUUGUUGAGGAAAAGACUGUGAAACAAAAUAUGGAAUUUGAUAGGUACUAUACCCAAUCCGUUGUUAACACUAACAAUUCAUUCAACGAUAGACACGGCCUCGGAUUGAGCAUCUCCCACAAAUUGAUUCAAUUAAUGAGGGGAAAGAUUAUUGUAAAGAGUAAAGUCAAUGAAGGAACGACAAUCACUCUCUACAUUCCAACAAUCAAAAUUCCACAAGAGGAAUCGAAACAGUAUUCUGAAUGCAUACAUAAUAAGAUUAAAGAAUUGGAAACGAGCGAUGUCAGAGAAGUAUUAAUUUUAGACGACGAUGACGGAGUGAAAGAUGUUCUUCACAAGUAUUGUGCAUUUGUUUUCAAAAAACCAAUCAGAGAACUAUCCACUGAGAAGGAUGCCAUAGAUUUUUUCAAUAGCACAACCAAUCUUAAUAAUUGUUUGAUACUGUACAAUUCAAACAAGUUUUCCUCUCCGUUCUCCAUGAAUAUUAAUGCGAAGGAAAAUAUCAUCAUUCAGCUUUGUUCUCGAUCAACAACAUCCAAUUUGAACUCUAACACACUCUAUCUUCCUUUCAAAUUUGAAAAGUUUAUCAAUAUUUUGUACAAUAAUAUUGUUGUAAAGAAUAAGGAAAAUGACAAGUCAUUCCAUAUUGAUAAGGUUGCAAAUGGCGCCAAGAGAGCUCUCGUUGUCGAUGAUAAUGAUGUCAAUAGAAAAGUACUUCAGAAAUUAAUGACCCUUCUUGGCUUUGAAGUGGAAACAGCUGCUGAUGGUUUGGAAGCUUUUGAGAUGGUGAAAAAAACGUCAAGACCAUACGAUAUUAUUCUAAUGGAUCUGCUAAUGCCAGUCCUUUGCGGAAAGGAGAGCUGCAAACUCAUGAGAGAUUUAAAAUGCUCUGCCAAGAUUAUUGCUGUCACUGCAAACAUUUGGGAAAGCAUGGAUACCAUUCAACAGGCAGGAUUUGAUUCUGUUUUGAGGAAACCAGUCAUGCUUAAUGACCUCCGAAAAGAACUCUCUAAAUAUCUUAACUAG
Molecule: messenger RNA, 2877 nt
Organism: Naegleria gruberi
Lineage: Eukaryota; Heterolobosea; Eutetramitea; Acrasida; Naegleriidae
Product: histidine kinase
Exons: 2
Coding region: 1-2877 (958 amino acids)
Biological process (GO): phosphorylation; phosphorelay signal transduction system
Molecular function (GO): phosphorelay sensor kinase activity
Source: RefSeq, a predicted model, not a curated record